Messenger RNA from Sinocyclocheilus grahami, 1496 nucleotides. It is a transcript of the gene nfe2l2a, whose product is annotated as nfe2 like bZIP transcription factor 2a. The record is from RefSeq and is a predicted model, not a curated record. Lineage: Eukaryota; Metazoa; Chordata; Actinopteri; Cypriniformes; Cyprinidae. Gene Ontology annotation, cellular component: nucleus. Gene Ontology annotation, biological process: cellular response to oxidative stress; regulation of transcription by RNA polymerase II. Gene Ontology annotation, molecular function: DNA-binding transcription factor activity, RNA polymerase II-specific; RNA polymerase II cis-regulatory region sequence-specific DNA binding. The coding region runs from base 144 to 1496 and encodes 450 amino acids. The transcript has 5 exons.
UCCGCAGACAGCGUCUCCUUCUGAAGUACGGCGUCGAGCAGCGACCUGUUUAUCUCAAGCCUCGUUUUAUUUCGCUGAGAACGAUUGAAAACAAAGAAAUCACAUCAGGAGUUACAACAGAAAAGGAGAGAUUUUCUCUCAGCAUGAUGGAGAUUGAAGUGCCUAAAAUGCAUCCAAGCCAACAGGAUAUGGAUCUGAUAGAUAUCCUGUGGAGGCAGGACGUGGAUCUGGGAGCGGGCAGGGAGGUGUUUGAUUUCAGCUACAGACAGAAGGAGGUGGAGUUGCGACUGCAGCGUGAGAAGGAAGAGGAGCAGCGGCAGCAGCGGCAGCGGGAGCAGGAGAAAGAGCUGCUCGCUCAACUCCAGCUGGACGAGGAGACCGGGGAGUUUGUGCCGCGGAGCGCCCCGCUGACGCAGGACACCGCGACCAGUGCCCAAAUCACACAGAAUGGGGCUUUCGCAGAACAGGACGGUGAUGCCAUGUCAUUCGAUGAGUGCAUGCAGCUCCUGGCGGAGACUUUUCCACUAGAUGAGGCAGCUGAGUCAGUGCCGCCUUGCCUGGAUGCCUCCGAUCCUCCUUCCACAGAUCUUAUGAUGCCCCCAGACAUUCCAGCCUUUACCCAGAAUCCUUUGCUGCCAGGCUCUCUGGAUCAGGCCUGGAUGGAGUUGCUCUCACUCCCAGAGCUGCAGCAGUGCCUCAACAUGCAGAUGCAGGAGUCGUUGGAUAUGAAACCCUCCGUAGAAGCACAGGACCCAAACUACAGCCAAUACCUGCCCGGGAUGGACCAUCUCUUGUCGGUGCAGACAGAGGUGUGUCCUCCCGAAUACAUCAACACAUACGAUGGAUCCUUCAACACUAUGGUGUCGCCCAACCUCAGCCAGAUGAGUCUGAACGUCCCGGAGGUGGGGGCCGAGUUUAGACCUGAAGAAUUCAAUGAGCUGUUUUAUCCUGAGAUAGAGGUUAAAGUGAAUGGUGGUCCUCUCGUCUCUGAUGGAGGAAAUAUGGUCAGCCAAUUGGCGGAGAUCUCCAGUGAUCCUCCUGUGAACACCAUGGAUCUGCACAGCUUCUCACCUGGAAGCUUCAGCUCAGGAAAACCAGAGCCUAUGGCCGAAUUCCCAGAUUCUGAUUCCGGCUUGUCGCUGGAUUACAGUCCUCACAUGAGCUCUCCGGGGAAGUCCUUGAACGGAGAUGAAUCCUUUGGUUUUAGCGACUCCGACUCUGAAGAGAUGGACAAUAGUCCGGGAGGCAUGGAGUCAGAUUAUACAGAGAUAUUCCCGCUGGUUUACCUUAACGACGGAGCGCAGGGAUCUCUCUCAGAGAAACCUCCAGCAGACAAACAGGAGAUGAAAGCGAAGAACCAAAAGAUAGAGCCGGCGGAGGCCAGCGGCCACUCCAAACCUCCCUUUACCAAAGACAAGCAGAAGAAACGCUUGCUUGUGACCUUGAUUCAGUGUCAAGGGACCAAAGUCCCCAUGACAGGUUUUGGAGUAAGAUAA